ACACUUAUAUAGACAAAUUUAUGAGCGCGUAAAGUUUAGAAAGCAUGAGUAGAUAGGUUAGAGUGAUUAACUGGCAUAAAUAUAUAAGACCUAGCAAAAGUGAACAAGAAUAUUUGUGUACAAGUACUUGUUAUUUUUUACUUAUUAUAUUUUAUAAUUUAUAAAAGCUUGAGAAUUGGAAACAAUGGCUUCAUCUACUGACGUUGCUACGAUCAGAGCACAAAGAUAUCUAAAUGAACCACUAGUAGACCGAUGCAGAAAUCUGUCUAUAUUAAUAGAAGAGUCUAGCACCACCGAAUUACAACUUGUGUUUCCAUUUUUGAUAGACUCCUUAUUUGGAAUAGUGGAUAAUAUUGGAUGGGGUUUGCAUAAUAUUACACUCAAGAAGAAUCCACAUGAAUAUGAUGCACUGUGCCAUUUUCUUAACCCACAGGGACCAAUGUUCUCUUUGUGUUACAAAUUACUUCCAGACUGUUAUCUCAAAUAUAACUUUCCAGUGUCAUAUCUUCCGUCAAAAAUACGUUCUAUGUUGGAGGAAGCCAUAAUAUCACCAUUUUAUCUUGAUAAAAUUAGAGAUGAUCCGGGAACUCGUGUUCCUUCAGCUUUAUCUAUGAAUCCUUUUGAGUACUAUAUCUUUCAUUUUGCGUAUCAUUUGACCAACCCAUGGUUGCAACUUCAACAGCAAGAAAACGUAUGGAUGAAUUGGGAAACAGUUUAUGUUCAAUUAGCACAUUGUUAUUUAUAUCAUUUUCUUCCAAGAGAUAAUUCUGCAGUUUUACCAGUGAUUGGACCAUAUGUAAAAAAAACUCCACCAAGAAAAUUAACUCAGUCACCAGAAUUCCGGAGAGAUUGUCAGAAAUUACAAACUUUGAGACUUCUUAGAACAUCGAUAUUAUCAUCGGGAUCGGUGAGUCCUGGAUCAAGUGUGCCGCAACAGCAAUGCUUACCGCAAGUUUGGAGAAGCGAAACUGUAGUACAGGUUUUUCUUGAUUUUUGGUUGGAAUAUACGGAGGAUACACAAUUGACUUCUCAGUUAACUACAUCUUAUUUAUCUUCGCUACCGCGACGACAAAGUAUACAUUCCGGAGAACACAUACGUCUUGUGAGAGCAUUUAUAAAGACAUUGCACGAGUUUACAAAUAGCGCAACAGGCGAUAAGAGCGCAAUGGAUGAGCUAAAGAGGAUAAUUCUUCCUUCCGUUCAAGGAAAAAUAUAUACGUUUUUGCGAAAAGCAAUAUAUCAUUGGCCUCUAGAUAGCUCAUUUAGAUUAAUAUUGGAAGCUUGGCUAAGCUUUAUUCAACCAUGGAGAUAUGUACCGGGAAUAAUAUAUUCUAAAGAAGGUAAAGCAGAGGAGGAAGAAAGAGGCAAGAUUCAUGAUCCUGGUAGAUGGCUUUCUUUCGUUGCUAAUAAUCUGUUAGCAUAUACAGUUGUGUUUCAGCAAUUGCUUCCGCGAUUUAUGAGAACUGAUCUUGUAGCGCCUAAGAAUGCAUUAAUGUUAUUUAGAGUUACAAAAGUAUUUUCGCAACCAUAUUUAGCAAAACUGAUAUGUGAAGUAGAGAGUUGUGUAGAUGACGUAGGCUUAAGUAAAGGCCGAAUAACUACCAACCAAUGGACAUCAAUCGUUAGACAACAGAUUCUCGAACUGGAAGGACCGACGUAUCAAUACAUCCCUAUGUUUUCGACAGCCAUCAACUUGCAGGUUGUAUGGUUUUUGAGUAAUAUUAAACAAGCACACUUAACGGCAACUAGCCUAGUCGAAGCUUUGGAAGACAGAAGAAGAGGAAAACGAUUUUUGCUUUCUCUAUGGGAAUUCUUUAGUUGCGAGGAAUAUUCCUCUGACGAUAUCAGCAUAGAAGAGCGUCGACGGGUACCCGUGCUUUUAGCCACCGCUCAACAACAAUUGAUAGAUAUAUUUCAGAUAAAACUCGAGGACAUUCCGCAAGUUGCCAUAGUGGCAGAUCAAGAAUAUCACGACAGUAUUUUAUCGACUUCUUUCUGCCAUCAAUCGCAGAUGGAGUCGAGCUUUGAUUCGAGCAGACCAGGUACUUUUGUACCAUUGCAAGAAGGUAGACAGACAUGCCGAUAUGUCGAAUACAUGGGAGAUCCAGAAUUGCAGCCAGUGCGAACGAACGAAUGCGCUCUUCUUGUUAGAAACCUUCAUAAACUAUGCUGUUAUAUUAAUCUUAAGUAUCGACACGAGAUAAUCGCAUUGUACAACAGACGGAGCUUCUUUGGUAGCAUUUGUCGGCAAUUGAUCACUCCACCUACGACGGUCGUAAAGUUACCCAAACGAACGCCGAAUGGGUUUACCAGUGGCUCCGAGGAACGAUUACCACCUCGAUUAAGUUUACGACCCUUAGCCAAUUAUACCUUUCUCAUGAGUAUAUCAUUUGGUCUAUUGGUUUCUUGGCUUAUUAACUAUGGUCCUUUUACGUUCCUGGGAUUUCUAUUUUUGAUAUGGAUUUUGUAUAUAGUUAUAUGUGCAACAUUGCAGCACUAUUUACCGUCUAGCACAAAUAUUUUCAGAUCAAACACAAGUGCGUCGUCUUCCAUUAACCGAUGAUACUUUCGACUUUUUUAAGAUAAUAUUUUUCCAUAAGCACUUUUGAAAUUACAUAUUUAGGAACUUU
Pogonomyrmex barbatus (red harvester ant) is the source of this 2630-nucleotide messenger RNA. Its product is annotated as sphingomyelin phosphodiesterase 4. NCBI's taxonomy places the organism in Eukaryota, Metazoa, Arthropoda, Insecta, Hymenoptera, Formicidae. The record is from RefSeq and is a predicted model, not a curated record. Gene Ontology annotation, biological process: ceramide biosynthetic process; sphingomyelin catabolic process; glycerophospholipid catabolic process. Gene Ontology annotation, molecular function: sphingomyelin phosphodiesterase D activity.